AAGCUAUAUAAAACCAGCAAUUGUCGCCUGUAAAUCAAUUAAAACAUCAAUUUUCACAAACAUGUCUGUUCCAACCACCAUCAACGCUGUCCUCCUUAAGAACGCUCCAACUGGAGAAGUUCAAUUCGACUAUUCUGCCAAGGAUGCCACCUUUGAGUUGUCUUCCAAGCCUUUCUCCGAGUCUGACUUGAAGGACGGCUUCGUGCUUGUCAAGAACCUCUACUUCUCCAACGACCCUGCCCAAAGAGGCUGGAUUGCUGCUGGCCAAGAUGCUUCCAGAGGUUACGCCGAUCCUGUUAAAGAGGGUGAUGCUAUCAGAUCUUCCGGUUUCGGAGAGAUUGUUGCUUCCAAGUCCUCCAAGUACUCUGUUGGAGACAAGGUUCUUGCUCUCUUGACCUGGAGUGACUACCAGCCAUUGCACGAGGCUGCCGUCUUCCAAAAGGUCGACGAGUCCGAGGGUGUCACUGCCCCAGUGUACCUUUCUGCUUUGGGUUACACUGCCUUCACUGCCUACUUCGGUUUGAAGGACAUCCUUCAAUUGAAGGAAGGCCAAACCAUUGUCGUCUCCGCUGCUGCUGGUGCCACCGGCUCCAUGGUUGUCCAACUCGCCAAGCACGUGUUCAAGGCCGGUAAGGUCAUUGGUCUUGCUGGUUCCGACGAAAAGAGCAGAUGGAUCGAGAGUCUCGGUGCCGAUGUUGGUAUCAACUACAACGAUGCCGACUACAAGGAACAGCUUGACAAGGCCAUUGGCCCAGACUGCACUGACGCCUACUUUGACAACGUCGGAGGUGACAUGUUGAGUUUCUUGUUGACCAAGGUCAAGAAGUUCGGCCGUGUUGCUGCCUGUGGUGCCAUUGCUGGUUACAACGACAAGUCCAAGCUUAAUGUUACUACCUGGACUCAGAUCAUCACCAACUCCUUGACUGUGCAAGGUUUCGUUAUCUUCAACUACGUCCAACGUUUCCCAGAAGCCAUUGAGGUGAUACUCGGAGGUAUCUCCAAGGGUACUAUCAAGGUCGAAAACACCUACCACAUUGAAGACCUCUCCAAGGAGGAAAAGCCUUUGGCCAAGGUUCCAGAGGUCUGGAGUCUCUUGUUCGGUUCCAACAAGCCAAACGGUAAGUUGAUCACCAAGAUCGCUUAAGUUACG
Molecule: messenger RNA, 1150 nt
Organism: Suhomyces tanzawaensis NRRL Y-17324
Lineage: Eukaryota; Fungi; Ascomycota; Pichiomycetes; Serinales; Debaryomycetaceae
Product: MDR family NADP-dependent oxidoreductase
Exons: 1
Coding region: 62-1144 (360 amino acids)
Molecular function (GO): oxidoreductase activity, acting on the CH-CH group of donors, NAD or NADP as acceptor
Source: RefSeq, a predicted model, not a curated record